CGGAACCUAGAGAACCCAACUACCACCUCAGAGUAGUAGUAGUUCUAGCAUGUAAUUGUCAACACAUCGAGAGUCUUCUCUUAUAAGUAUUCGCCAUCGUCAACACUAUCCUCUCCAUCCCACUAGUAAAUCAUCAUCACAACACCCCUCCUCUAUAUAUAAGCCCGAUAUCUUGAGCUACUCAGGGCACCUUACUGCUGAGACUCAAGUUUCUUCCGAGUGUCUUUUAACUGAAAAGUCCCAUCUUUAUCGAAUGCGCGUAUAAGUCGAAGACAACAAACAAAACAAAAUGACAGAUACUCACCAGGCCGAGAUCGAUGAGAUCCGGCCAUUCGGCAAGGCUCGCUCUACGAUCAAGGGCGAGCCUUUAUCAAAGGAAGAAAUCGAAAAGUAUAACGAUUUUUUCAAGGCCAGCUUGUAUCUCAGUCUUGGCAUGAUCUACCUAAAGGAGAAUCCUCUCCUCCGAGAACCUUUGAAAGUUGAGCAUAUCAAAGGCCGCCAGCUGGGCCACUUCGGAUCUGCCCCUGGCCAAAUUUUCACAUAUAUGCACUUCAACCGAUUGAUCAAGAAGUACGAUCUCGAUGCGCUCUUCGUCUCCGGCCCGGGCCAUGGCGCUCCCGCCGUCAUCUCCCAGGCUUACCUUGAGGGUACUUAUUCUGAAGUAUACCCUCAGAAGUCCGAGGACCCCGCAGGCAUGCAGGUCUUCUUCAAGCAGUUCAGUUUCCCGGGAGGCGUGGGAUCACAUGCCACCCCAGAGACCCCCGGUAGCAUCCACGAAGGUGGCGAACUUGGCUAUUCCAUCUCUCAUGCCUUUGGUACCGUUUUUGACAGCCCCAAUUUGAUCACCUUAACAAUGGUUGGCGAUGGUGAAGCCGAGACUGGGCCAUUGGCUACGGCUUGGCACAGCACUAAGUUUCUGAACCCCAUCUGCGACGGUGCCGUUCUCCCAGUGCUGCACCUAAAUGGCUACAAGAUUAACAACCCUACCGUGCUUGCUCGUAUCUCGCACAAAGAACUCGAGCAGCUCUUCUACGGCUACGGCUGGCAUCCAUACUUCGUUGAGGGUGAUGAUAUUGAGACGAUGCAUCAAGCCAUGGCCGCCACGCUCGAACACUGUGUUCAAGAAAUCCGCAAAUAUCAGAAGGAAGCUCGCGACUCCGGCAAGCCCUUCCGCCCACGGUGGCCUAUGAUUGUCCUGCGCACGCCGAAGGGCUGGACCGCGCCGCGCAAGGUUGAUGGACAUUACCUCAGUGGUUUCUGGCGCUCUCAUCAAGUGCCCAUUACCGGUACUACAACAAACCCAGCAGAUCUCAAGACCCUCGAGGAAUGGAUGCGUGGCUACGAGCCCGAGCGCCUCUUCGGCGAAGAAGGCAGAAUAUCCCCCGAACUAAAAGCCUUGUGCCCUACCGGCAACAAGCGCAUGAGCGCGAACCCAGUUGCUAACGGUGGAUUACUAUCGGUACCGCUCAAGAUGCCCGACUUCAGAGAUUACGCCAUCAAAGUAGACAAGUCUGGCGCCACUGUAGAAGGCAGCAUGGCCAACUUCGCCAAGUUCCUACGUGACAUCAUCAAGAACAACCCCCAUAACUUCCGCCUGAUGGGUCCCGACGAGACCGAAUCCAACAAGCUGGCAGCCGUGUACGAGGCUGGUAAGAAGGUGUGGAUGGGCGAGUAUUUCGAGGAAGAUGAAGACGGCGGAAAUCUAUCUCCUUUCGGAAGAGUUAUGGAAAUCUUGUCUGAGCAUACCUGCGAAGGAUGGCUCGAAGGCUAUGUCCUGAGUGGGCGACACGGAAUGCUCAACAGCUACGAACCCUUCAUCCAUGUCAUCGACUCCAUGGUAAACCAGCACUGCAAGUGGAUUGAGAAAUGCUUAGAAGUCGAGUGGCGUGUCAAGGUUCCAUCGCUAAACAUUCUCUUGACUGCUGUCGUCUGGAGGCAAGACCACAACGGCUUCACUCACCAAGAUCCUGGCUUCCUCGACGUUAUCUGCAACAAGAGUCCGGAAGUAGUCCGCAUCUACCUCCCGCCUGACGGAAACUGUCUCCUUUCGGUCAUGGACCACUGCUUCCAGUCGCAGAAUUACGUGAACGUCGUCGUAGCAGACAAGCAGCCUCAUAUCCAAUACCUCACAAUGGAACAGGCAAUCGCGCACUGCACAAAGGGCAUCGGUAUCUGGCCCCAGUUCUCCACCGACGCAGGUGAGGAACCCGACGUCGUCAUGGCCAGCUGCGGCGACGUCUCCACCAACGAGUCGCUAGCCGCCAUCGAUCUCCUGUUGCAACACUUCCCCGACCUCAAGGUCCGCUGCGUCAACGUCGUCGAUCUGUUCAAGCUGAUCCACCACACCGACCACCCGCACGGCCUCACGGAUAAAGAAUGGGUCGCCCUGUUCACAGACAACAAGCCCGUCAUCUUCAACUUCCACUCGUACCCCUGGCUCGUCCACCGUCUGACAUACAAGCGGCCGGGCAGCGCAAACAUCCACGUCCGAGGCUACAAGGAGAAGGGCAACAUCGACACGCCGCUCGAGCUCGCCAUCCGCAACCAGACGGACCGCUUCAGCUUGGCCAUGGACGCCAUCGACCGCAUGCCCACCCUCGGCAACCGCGGCGCAGCUGCUCGCGAUGCCCUCAAGAGCCAGCAGGUCGCCGCUUCCAACUACUCAUUCGAGUACGGUGUCGACCCCCAGUUCCUGAGCGACUGGUCGUGGCCUCAGGAGGGCGUGAAGGAGAAGCUGCAGAAGCUCAACAUUAUUAGCUGAGGGGGCGGGCUGGGCAUUUAUUUAUAACGAGGCGAACGGGUCAGGUUGGGGUUUUAACGAAAAGGGGCUGGGGGCUUUGGGGAUUGGCAUGAGUGGUUGGUGUUUCCUGGGUCUGAUUUCGAUUUUUGGUUGGCGCGGGUUUGUUUAUGUAUGUGAGAUAACUCGACUGGAAUCUUGGCGAUUUUGUCUAUUUUGAUGGAGAUACGCUUGUGAGAUGUGGGAUGUGGAAAAUACCUGUUAUAUGAAUUUACUUUGGUGAAUUAUCACUUGAUGCUUUUCGAAUGCUGGUGUGCUUUCACUUUAAUCAUCGCAUUGCAACUACACUCUCCUUAUAGGUACCUCCUAAGUUAGGUAUCCAGGGGCCCAAGACAGGGGAGGGGGUCUAGGGAUGCGUAGCUUUGACUUGUUGUUUCGCGAUUUAUUUCUUCAGUCAGUUACUACGUAUUGGUAGCAUAUA
Daldinia decipiens is the source of this 3218-nucleotide messenger RNA. Its product is annotated as D-xylulose 5-phosphate/D-fructose 6-phosphate phosphoketolase. Gene Ontology annotation, molecular function: aldehyde-lyase activity. The transcript has 2 exons. The coding region runs from base 290 to 2761 and encodes 823 amino acids. The record is from RefSeq and is a predicted model, not a curated record. Lineage: Eukaryota; Fungi; Ascomycota; Sordariomycetes; Xylariales; Hypoxylaceae. Gene Ontology annotation, biological process: carbohydrate metabolic process.